GACGGUGACACCAAGGUGGAAUAUCGCGCCUGGAACCCGUUUCGUUCCAAACUGGCGGCCGCCAUCUUGGGUGGCAUCGACCAGAUCCACAUCCGCCCGGGGACGAAGGUCCUUUAUCUGGGUGCCGCCUCGGGGACAACCGUGUCCCACGUCUCCGACAUCGUGGGACCGGAGGGGUUGGUUUACGCCGUGGAGUUUUCUCACCGCUCGGGCCGUGACCUCAUCAACGUGGCCAAGAAACGCACCAACGUCAUCCCCGUCAUCGAGGACGCCCGCCACCCCCACAAGUACCGGAUGCUCAUUGGCAUGGUGGACGUGAUCUUCGCGGACGUGGCGCAGCCGGACCAGACGCGCAUCGUGGCGCUCAACGCCCACAACUUCCUGCGCAACGGCGGCCACUUCGUCAUCUCCAUCAAG
Messenger RNA from Balearica regulorum gibbericeps (East African grey crowned-crane), 417 nucleotides. Lineage: Eukaryota; Metazoa; Chordata; Aves; Gruiformes; Gruidae. The record is from RefSeq and is a predicted model, not a curated record.